Saccostrea echinata is the source of this 1051-nucleotide messenger RNA. RefSeq lists its product as uncharacterized. The coding region runs from base 50 to 838 and encodes 262 amino acids. NCBI's taxonomy places the organism in Eukaryota, Metazoa, Mollusca, Bivalvia, Ostreida, Ostreidae. The record is from RefSeq and is a predicted model, not a curated record. The transcript is spliced from 5 exons.
ACCCCCAGAAGACUGAAAAUUACGUCACACGCACUUUUUCCAGAGAAAAAUGAAGUGGGUGAUGUUUCUAUUAUCAAUAGUUUUCAAUUGCGAGGAAAUCCAUUCUGCUGUCCUCGUUCAGAAGGCACGUGUGAAAUCAUUAACUAAGGUCGGAAUUCCAAGUCUUAAAUUAUGCAUUCAAACGUGUAUUCGGACGAAAUCCAUAGACUGUCAGUAUUUAAAGUACAACACAACAACUCAGCAAUGUUUGAUGUCUGAGAGUAAAUAUGCCGAGCUGGCAGGCUGGGUAUCGGUCAAACCGGAGCAAAGACAGAACGAGAAAGUCGCCCGCCUAUUCCUUGAACGAACACAUGCAAACAACUCCAGUGCAAUGUCAAAUGCCGACUCUUCUGCCAUCGUAGCUCAAAUGAUAAAAAUUCUUCAAUUAGAGGCGAAAAGCCUGGAGCUUCAGAAAUUACUAUCUACAACAGAAAACCUAAUAACACUAAGGGGCGGUCAGCACAUUUUGUCACCUACGGUCAUUUCUUUAGCUAAAAGAAAAAUGCAGGUUCUCCAUAUGAAACUCAUGCGCCAUCAGCAGCAAGUGACAAUGUCAUCGGUGAAGCUUUUAAAAUCAGGGUCUAUCUUAAUGAAUUCACGUGGAGAUGAGAAAAACAAAACUGCAUUUUGGAGAAAUUUUAAUCGUCUUAUAGAAACUUUGCGCCUUGACCAGAAGAAUAUAAUGCAUGAUAUCUUGUAUGAUCUUUUGAAGACCCUACAAUUUUACCAACAACUGCAAAACUACAACCUUUUUAUCCGCGGGAUUCAGAAGCCAACCCCCAAAACCAUUCACCGUUGAAACUGUGUGAUAAGAAUUCCAGACCCUGUGUUCUCUUUUUCGGAGAAGCGACUAUAGGAAAUGAUAUAUAUGAUUUGUAAUAACAAUUGAACUGUAAUAAACUGUAUUGUACAGUCCUUUUUAUUGUCAGAUGAAAUAAACUGCAUUAUAAAUGAAACAUCGCAAAUAUCAAUACUCAUGUACGUACUGGGUAAAGACUAUAAUUUCAAGUUA